This is a messenger RNA of Pseudoliparis swirei, 2375 nucleotides long. Its product is annotated as microtubule-associated protein RP/EB family member 3-like. Bases 212 to 1027 code for a protein of 271 amino acids. NCBI's taxonomy places the organism in Eukaryota, Metazoa, Chordata, Actinopteri, Perciformes, Liparidae. The transcript is spliced from 9 exons. Gene Ontology annotation, cellular component: cytoplasmic microtubule; microtubule plus-end; spindle midzone. Gene Ontology annotation, molecular function: microtubule plus-end binding. The record is from RefSeq and is a predicted model, not a curated record. Gene Ontology annotation, biological process: spindle assembly; protein localization to microtubule plus-end; regulation of microtubule polymerization or depolymerization.
GCAUGCGCACUUCCCCAACGGCUUAUGUGGGAGAGCAGUCUCGCGUAACUUUGCUGAGGGAACCGUCGGGUUGUAGCAACAGUAAAGCCUCAUCAUUAGACACAACGGGACGCUGUGAGAGGGACGCCGCCGCACUUCAGUUUUUCUUUAAGGUGGUCCACCACAACCAGAUUUGAACAGUUCGCACCAAACACAUACCCAGCGUAGGAGGAUGGCGGUGAAUGUUUACUCCACCUCUAUGACUGUAGAGAACCUCAGUCGUCAUGACAUGCUGGCAUGGGUCAACGACUCUCUGCAACUCACACACACAAAGAUUGAGCAGCUCUGUUCAGGUUCUGCUUACUGUCAGUUCAUGGACAUGCUCUUUCCAGGUUGCAUAUUAAUGAAGAAAGUUAAGUUCAAUGCCAAACUUGAACAUGAAUACAUCAACAAUUUCAAAGUCUUACAGGCUUCAUUCAAGAGAAUGAAUGUGGAUAAGAUCAUCUCCGUGGAGAGGCUGGUGAGGGGCAAGUUCCAGGACAACUUUGAGUUCCUCCAGUGGUUUAAGAAGUUUUUUGACGCCAACUACGACGGGAAAGAGUACGAUCCUCUAAUGUCACGGCAAGGCCAAGAGGGAACGCCGCCUCCGCCCAACCCAGAACCCAUUCGUCACAAACCUAGAAGACCCUCUGGCUCAGGCCCCACGAGAACGUCUCCCACCACACAAAAGAGUGUUUGCACCGCCCCGAGGCCGAUCAACCCAACAGCGGCCCGCAAGCCCAAUCACACGAUCCGCAACGGAGGAGACUCUGAGCUCCUCGAGCUCAACCAGCAGAUGCGGGACCUGAAGCUGACCGUCGACGGGCUGGAGAAGGAGAGGGACUUCUACUUUGGAAAGCUGAGAGACAUCGAGCUCCUCUGCCAGGACAAAGAAAACCCAAUUAUCAACAAAAUCUUAGAUGUACUCUACGCUACUGAGGACGGAUUUGCGCCACCGGAGGAUGAAGAAAUUGACGAAGGGAAACAGGGAGACCAGGAAGAGUUCUGAAUUGGUUCUCCUCUCAUCAGCAUCAUCCUUUCCCCUACUCUCACCCUAGAACCUAUUUAAAUGAAUGUUAUAAUCCCCCCCUCCCUCUCUUCUUUGACUUUUUACAAUCUGCCCUUACUUCUCCCAUCUUGUCUGCGGCUGUCCGUAUCCAUGACGACUUUGUUGCACAACCUUCCCAAACUCUGAACCCAGAGGACUAGAGCCCAGCAGCCCGGCUUGGCUCACUCGAUUCUAUUCUAACCUGUUACCAGAGGAGACGCUGCACUGCAGGGCCGGUUGAGCCGGACUGGUUUCAGGUUAAAAGCAAUGAGAUUUACAGGGAUCCAGCACUGACCUCCUGGAGCCAACAGUGCUGCGCUACCAGGCUGUCUCAAGGGGAAGCUCACUUUCUCUCACCUUGCACUUUAAUUGGUGACUCCACACACACAUGCAUCAGGGUGCUUUGCAGAGUUUAUAUAUAUAAAUAUAUAUAUAUAACUACACAGUUUUCCACACAAUGUGACCGGUUUGCGGAUGUUUUGGUUGUAGAUUUCACACGGUGAGAUUAUAAAGGGUGUUACGCCUCCAAAAAAAGAGGCCUGCACAUAUAUUUUGAAUAUGGUGAUGCACAUGAACGUACAUUUAACCGCCGGACAUAUCACAGACUUUGAACUGCUCACGUGCAGAAAGAAGUCCUCAAGAAUCAGCAUCUAUUCAUCGGUGUGUCCCACCAGAGAGGGUUUGCUCAUGACUGCUUUGACAGCUUGUUUAUGAGACGGCCUGGUGUAUUUAUGUUUUUAUUUAUUCAUGUAUUUCUUUUCUUUUUUAAAGUGGUUUUGGGUUUGGGUAGAUUGAAGGUCUUGCACCAAAUAUAGUGAAAAAUAAACUGACUGAAAUUAUCCAAAAUGCCAACAAGCAGAGAAGAUAUCGGAAGAUUUCAUUUUAUAUUUUUUAGAAUAGUUUUUUAUUGGUAUUUAAUUCCUCGAAGGCCGAGUUAGAGGUUCCAGUGUAAGUUAUUUAUCAGACAAAUGUCAGACUUUAAAAUCUAUUAAUGAAUAAAUAAUAAUAAAGUCAGAUUACAGACAGACACUACUAAAUACUAACGUUUUACUGUGUUAAUAAGAAACCUUUUAGCUGCUAUCAUCACUCUUCUCCGUUCCCGUAACGAAUCGAGCAUUGGUGCAAAGCGUUACGGCUGUGAAGGAGCUGUUGGUGUGGGCUACGUGAGUGACAGACAGGAUUUGAACCAGCAAACAUAACAAACCCUCUCACCAUUUGUUGCUAUCGCAGCCAUGCGAUAAAACGUUGAGCAUUUUACCAUUACUGCUGCAAUGAAAUAAAGCUCUGAUGUGCCAGAAAACUAACAAAC